Messenger RNA from Lycium ferocissimum, 2070 nucleotides. RefSeq names its product dol-P-Man:Man(6)GlcNAc(2)-PP-Dol alpha-1,2-mannosyltransferase. Bases 79 to 1788 code for a protein of 569 amino acids. The record is from RefSeq and is a predicted model, not a curated record. The transcript has 10 exons. Gene Ontology annotation, cellular component: endoplasmic reticulum membrane. Lineage: Eukaryota; Viridiplantae; Streptophyta; Magnoliopsida; Solanales; Solanaceae. Gene Ontology annotation, biological process: protein N-linked glycosylation. Gene Ontology annotation, molecular function: alpha-1,2-mannosyltransferase activity.
AGAAUCUCUUUAAACCGGACUCUAAACGGUUCAAAACGACCGGAAAAAGAAACUCGAAAAGAGAGAAGCUAAGCAGCUAUGGCGACGAGGCAGAGACGACCUUUACCGUCGGAUCCUUCAUCAUCAACGUCAUCAACGGCGUAUACAAAGGUGGAUAAACCUGAUAGAUCGUACGGUGAAAAUGAAGGCGUUGAUAAAGGUCUAGGUUGGCUUUUGCCGUUGAUUUGCUUAGGGAUGUUGAGACACAUGAGCGCUACGUCUAAUAUUAUUCACGAUUGUGAUGAGGUUUUUAAUUAUUGGGAACCUCUUCAUUACUUGCUUUAUAAGUCUGGUUUCCAAACUUGGGAGUACAGUUCGCAGUUUGCCUUGCGGUCGUAUCUGUAUAUCCUGCUUCACAAACUAGUGGGUUGGCCUGCUUCUUGGUGGUUUGGGGAGGAAAAGGUGAGAGUCUUUUAUGCUGUGAGAAUUUUUCUUGCGGUGCUGUCUGUCAUCAGCGAUGCUGCUCUAGUUGUAGCCCUUUCUCGGAAGUAUGGAAAGCGUCUUGCAUCAUAUACACUCGCAAUGCUAUGCUUAGCAAGUGGCUGUUUCUUUGCUAGCACGAGUUUCCUUCCAAGUUCAUUCUCAAUGUAUGCCAUGUCUCUUUCUUCAGCACUAUUUCUCUUUAAUAAGCCCGGCAUGGCAGUUUCUGUUGCUGCCACUGGAGUGAUUCUGGGCUGGCCGUUUUCGAUCCUUGCUUUUCUUCCACUGACAAUUUACUCACUGGUUAAGAGCUUCAAAUCUGUGUUUUUUACAGGUGUGGUCACUUCUAUCGUCCUUAUGGUACUCUCAGUUCUUGUUGACUACGACUACUAUAAGAGGUGGACAUCCUCUGUUAUCAACUUGCUGGUGUACAAUGUUUUAGGGGGUGGUGAAAGUCAUCUCUAUGGUACUGAAGGGGCAUCUUUCUAUUUGAGGAAUGGCUUUAACAAUUUCAACUUUUGUUUUGUGCUUGCUCUACUGUUCUUAGCAAUACUACCCAUUGCUAAGAAGAAGUAUGCUCCUGAGUUGUUCGUUGUUGUUUCACCUGUCUAUCUCUGGAUUGCCUUUAUGUCCUUGCAGCCACACAAAGAAGAAAGAUUUCUGUACCCAAUAUAUCCACUUAUCUGUGUUGCUGCUGCUGCUGUGAUUGAGAGCUUUCCUGAUUUGUUCAAGGAUAAGUAUAAUCCCAAUGAUCCAUCCGCUCUAGUUAUGAUAGCGAAAUUUCUCAGACCUCUAGUUCUGGGUUUGAUUCUUUGUGCCUCCCACGCUCGGACAUUUUCACUUAUUAAUGGCUAUUCAGCUCCUAUUGAGAUUUACAAGCAUUUGGACUACCAUGAUGACGCUGGAACAGGUUCUGUCCUUUGCGUUGGAAGUGAGUGGCACCGAUUCCCUUCUUCGUUCUUCAUUCCUGAUUAUGUGGGCCAAGUUCGAUGGUUGGAUGAUGGAUUCACAGGCCUUCUUCCUAUUCCAUUCAAUUCUAGCUUGGGUGGGACCUCAGCAGCACCAUCUUACUUCAAUAAUAAGAACAAGGCGUCAGAGGGGCAAUAUCUUAGAGAUCCUGAACAAUGCACUUUCCUGAUAGAGCUGCAACUUCAACGCCCUUAUCCUACGCGAGGAAGUGACUUGUCUAAAUGGGAGAUUGUUGCAGCACUUCCGUAUCUGGAUAGGGAACUGUCUCCUCCAAUGUAUCGAUCAUUCUUUAUUCCAUAUCAAUGGCAGCAGAAGAAUGUCUUUGGCCAGUACAGAUUACUUAGGAGAAUACAGAAGUGAUUGCGGAUAUCCACGCUGAAUUUUCUGUUGAGCAACUUUUGACAGUGCCCGAGUAUAGAAGUACGCUAAUGUUGACUAUUUAACUUUUUGUAGUCUGAUACUCCCUACACGUGUGAGUGUAGUCAGUUGAUUUUAGUUAUUGGAUCUAAUCUUCCAUUAACUUGGAAGUCAGAUUUUGCACUUUAUUUUUUUUGUAGAUUACGCAGAUGGAUGUUCAAAUUUUAAUUCGGAAGCAAAAAAUCGAUUUCUCUUGUUGGCAAAAUUUUGGUUGAUUCGAUCACC